GCCAAAGCGCAGACAAGCUAACGACACAAUAUGGUUUUCAAGAGGGGAUCGCUACCUGACGUGCUCGCGAUGACGCCCCUGCGCCGAAAUUCUUGCAGGGACGGUAACUCGCCCUUGGUACCCCAGCAGUUGUCGCCCAUCUGCCGAGGAGAGGCUGAAGAAAAGGAGGACUCUUCGUCCGCUAAUAGCAGGUUGUGCAGUCAGGUGGACUCAGCCGCCGCACCGAAGCGGGGAAAGUGGGCCGGCAAGGCGGACUUCGUUUUCAGCUGCAUCAGCUACGCCGUCGGCUUGGGCAACGUCUGGCGAUUCCCAUACCUCUGCUAUGAGAAUGGAGGAGGUGCAUUUCUUGUCCCAUACUUCAUCUGCCUUCUCACUACGGCGGUUCCUAUGUUCUACUUGGAAGUGGCCAUGGGACAGUACCUGAGCAAGGGUGGCAUAGGAAUCUGGGCCGUAGCACCUAUGUUCAGAGGCAUAGGUAUCGCGUCAUUCGUGAUUGUUGCGCUGUCCAACGUCUACUACAUGGUGAUCGUGGCAUGGAUCAUCUUCUACCUGCUCUCAUCUUUUGCCAUGGUGCUUCCCUGGAAGCACUGCGACAACCAUUGGAACACCGAGAGGUGCUGGGAGCACAACGAAACGCACCCAAUACCGCCACACAACAGAUCUGUCACGCCCAUCGUAGAGUUCUGGGAGAACCACGUGCUCGGCAUCACGUCCGGACUGCACGAUAUCGGGACCAUGCGUAUGGAGCUGGCCCUCUACUUAAUGAUCGCUUGGAUCGCAGUGUACUUCGUCAUCUGGAAAGGUCUUCAUCAGAGCGGCAAGAUUGUUUGGGUGUUGGCGGGGUUCCCAUACGUGUGCCUCAUCAUUCUUCUCGUGAGGGGCGUCACGCUCAGUGGGUCAUCCGACGGUCUGUUAUACUACAUUACGCCCGACUGGAGUCAACUACUAAAACCCAAGGUGUGGAUUGCUGCCGGAACUCAGGUGUUCUACAGCUACGGAGUCGGCUUCGGUUCGCUCGUGACACUCGGUAGCUACAAUGAAUUCCACCAGAAUUUCAUAAGAGAUUCGAUGAUAGUAUGUGUUGUCAACCCUAUGACGAGCCUUCUGUCGGGCACUGUUAUAUUCUCGGUGCUUGGUCACAUGGCUUCUGCAGCUGGAAAAUCGGUAGGCGACGUCGUGAAAUCAGGACCAGGCCUGGCUUUUCUCGUGUACCCCGAGGUCGUCACUCGAAUGCCGGCUUCGAUGGUUUGGUCCAUACUCUUCUUCGUCAUGCUGCUCAUCCUCGGAAUAAACAGUCAGUUCUGCACAUCCGAAGCGAUUGUCGCCGGCGUAAUCGACCAAUGGCCGUCAAUGGUCAACCGGCGCAAGCUUGUUACUCUCUGUUUGGUCGUGACCCAGUUUCUGUUAGGACUCCCGAUGACCACUCAGGGCGGAAUGUAUUUGUUUCAACUGAUGGACAACUACGCCGUCAGCGGCAUCACGCUACUGUUCAUAGUGUUCUCUCAGGCAACUGCUCUUUCCUGGGUGUACGGAACGAUGAACAUAUCCGAUAACAUCAAGGAAAUGAUCGGCCGACGACCAAACUUCCUGCUUCGACUGGGCUGGACGGUAUUCACACCGUUCAUGUGCGUGGCUAUAUUUAUGUUCACUGUGAUCAAGUACCAACCACUAGUCUACGCCAAGACGUACACGUACCCGUGGUGGGGAGAGAUGCUGGGCUGGUUCAUGGCGCUCUCUUCCAUGGUCGCGAUUCCUGCAUACGUGGUCUACUUCCUAAUCACCACGCCUGGCUCCUUUCGACAGCGAAUCCGAGCGGGAUUGUCUCCACAGCUUGUGGAAUGCGACCAGAAGGAAGAAGAAGACUACCCGCUGAGGUGCACAGCGACUCCAUCUUGAGAAAGCUCGUGAUGAUCGAGGUACAUACCUGACACAACGACUAUGCAUUGUAGCUGCGCAGCGCACACGCGAAGCAGUGCCGCCGAAGUUCUUUUCUCGAGUGUGUGGUCCAAGAACGGACGUGCGCCAGAACCUACUUGCCACCUAUACCUCAGUCACAAAAAAGCGAAGCGAUGAACUCUAAACAAUGCACGUGUGAAUGUCUUGGAACGUAAAUCCGGUCUGCUGCGCAUGUUCUGCUUGAUUAUCAUUUAGGAUACAAAAAUUAUAGGCGCGCCUAAGCAGCAGGUGGUUGAAUAACGUCGCGUACGGUUCCCGUGAGGAUACGGAAUAUUUACGAGGGAGGCAUCUAAGAAGUUACUGGAGUUGUUAAGCGAUGUUCGUUAAGAUUUAGCAGACUUGUUUCUGUAUAUUGUGCGAGAUGAUGGUGUGGCCGGUGCGACAACACGCGCUGACUGGUUAACAAGCUGCGAGCUCGCGCAAUGUCACGCUUCGCCCAGCUCUUCGUCUUGUUCGCGUUUCUGAGUGAUAACGCCAUGAACGUCAGGCCUAGCUGUAGCGUCUGCGUUUCUUAAAGCCUCGACAGUGUGAAGGUUCCAGAAAGAUAACGGCUCGUAGCAAGGUAACUCAUCGCAGCAAAAUGUCUCGACUGCUCGCAAGUUGUAUAACUUAAGGGUAACGUUGAAGCACUUACAUGAGGCUUCCCUAAAUUCACUGCCGCUCAACGUUUUACUUUUCGAAGCUCACUGUGAUGACUUCUCUCGUAGUGCGGCUGUCUGUGUCUCUACUAGGGUACAUCACAUUAGCUUUUACAGUUUUUGUGCAGUUCACGUCUUUCAGGGAUACUAAAACAUUGUACUUUCAUGUGGACUGGUGCCGAUGAGAGCUUACGAUGUAAAAAAAUAAAUAAAUAAGCGCUCUUUCUGUAA
This is a messenger RNA of Rhipicephalus sanguineus (brown dog tick), 2825 nucleotides long. RefSeq names its product sodium- and chloride-dependent GABA transporter 1-like. Lineage: Eukaryota; Metazoa; Arthropoda; Arachnida; Ixodida; Ixodidae. Gene Ontology annotation, cellular component: membrane. The record is from RefSeq and is a predicted model, not a curated record. The transcript has 14 exons. Gene Ontology annotation, biological process: sodium ion transmembrane transport. The coding region runs from base 31 to 1896 and encodes 621 amino acids.